CCCAUGUCAAAGUCAAAAUCGUAACCUCAUUUUUAUGUGUCAGGCAAGAAAUGUCAAUAUUUUGUUAAAAAUAGGUGAAGUGUAAACUUUAAAUUAGAAAUACAAACAAAAAUGUCCAAGCCCAAGAAGAUACUAGAGGAAGCUCGGGAGUUUCAAAAUCCCGAGUUAGAUUUAUUUGAUAAAAAUAUUACUUCAUUUGAAGAACUACCAGGAUUAUUAAAUAUGACAAACAUAACAAGGUUAACUCUAAGUCACAACAAAAUUAAAUCUGUACCUCCAGGGCUUGCAAAUUUAACAAAUUUGGAAAUUUUGAAUUUAGCAAAUAAUUUUAUUGAAGAACUACCUCUCUCCCUAUCAUCAAUGCCCAAAUUGAGAAUAUUAAAUUUGUCUAUAAAUCGAUUGUAUAGUUUACCAAGGGGGUUUGGUGCUUUUCCAGUUUUAGAAGUUUUAGAUUUGACUUAUAACAAUUUGAAAGAGGAUGCCUUGCCAGGAAACUUUUUUAUGAUGGAAACCCUGCGUGCCUUAUAUUUGGGUGACAAUGAUUUUGAAUAUCUUCCGCCUGAUAUCAAGAAUCUCAAAAAUUUACAAAUACUAGUUCUUCGAGAAAAUGAUCUAAUAGAAUUGCCAAAAGAAAUUGGAGAAUUGACCCGUCUCAGAGAACUUCAUCUGCAAGGAAACCGUCUUACUAUUUUACCGCCAGAAAUAGGAAAUUUGGAUAUGUCUUCCAACAAAUCUGCUUUUAGAUUUGAAGGAAAUGAAUGGGUUGCACCUAUUGCUGAUCAGCUACAGCUUGGAGUUAGCCAUCUUCAAGAUUAUUUGAAGAGUGAAACAUACAGAGUGUUAUACAGCAGAUUAUCCACAAAUAAACCUGCUAUUCCUUCUCCUUGUGUUGAUAAAGCUAAAAAAGUAUCACGAAUUCGUUAAUGUUUUUUUUUAAGAUUUGCAGAAUUACUCAAAUAAAAACAUCCCAAGCAUUUAAGAAUGUACUUAAAAUAAAUAUUGGAUUUAUUUAAAUAAUUUCUGUAAUUUCCGUGAUUUUAA
This is a messenger RNA of Psylliodes chrysocephalus, 1041 nucleotides long. Lineage: Eukaryota; Metazoa; Arthropoda; Insecta; Coleoptera; Chrysomelidae. The record is from the annotation of a GenBank genome assembly.